This is a messenger RNA of Ictalurus furcatus (blue catfish), 6522 nucleotides long. It is a transcript of the gene cab39l1, whose product is annotated as calcium binding protein 39, like 1. NCBI's taxonomy places the organism in Eukaryota, Metazoa, Chordata, Actinopteri, Siluriformes, Ictaluridae. The record is from RefSeq and is a predicted model, not a curated record. Gene Ontology annotation, biological process: intracellular signal transduction. The transcript is spliced from 9 exons. The coding region runs from base 3347 to 4393 and encodes 348 amino acids. Gene Ontology annotation, molecular function: protein serine/threonine kinase activator activity.
UCAGAAUCCUUUCACGGUUCAACUGAAUUCAUUAUAAAACAGACAUAAUGAAGGCGCUAAGGCUGUUUUUGCAGAUAUAAAGUAUCCUGUAGUCAAGCAAGCUCAUUUUAGGGUGAAAUGAGAGUCGUAAUGGUCAAAGGAAUAUUUGCAAUAGGUGUGAAAUGGCUGUCAAUGGGUCGUCAGUGUCGCUGGGAGGAUCUGAUACCUAGUCAGGUUUAGGAUACAAGUCAGGUUGGUCAUCAUAGGGAUCGUAAUCAGUCUUUGUCAACAUCAGCGUUUGGUCAUUAGUGAUUUCAACGAGCGUGAGGGACUGCUUCAAACGAGAGAAACAAGGCAAAAUGAGUAAGACAAGAAGAAUUAUUGCACCUAUUGGUAGACAGACGGUUAAUAUACACGAGCCCCAUCCCCUGAGUACUGAGUUCAGCCAGUCAAACCCCAUCUCGCUAGUCUGCGGAGGGUUGCGUAUCACAGACCGCAUGUGUUCAAUGAUAGAAUAACCAUUAUGUGUCUGCGUGACGAGGGGACGUGUGGUGAUGUGUGGGUAGCACUGUUGGCAAUGAUUCUUACGACGAAAGCUGAUACAGAAUGGUUUACAGAGGCGGCCAAUAUCUUGGCAUAUGGGCUUUUAACUACUAAUUGUCGUCCAAUCUGCAGCAAUAGUCUACUAAAGAACUUCGCGGGCUUAUGUGGGACCUAUAGAAAUCACGUCGCUUUAGGCACUUAGUCCCGUCACCACAAUCAGCUAAAUACCAAAUUUGGGUAUAAGUGUGUGCGUCAUGUACUCUUUCUGCCACAAUGAUAUGAUUGGGGGGAUUGAUCAUCAAGUCUCCCACCCAGUAAACUCCAAUAUCGUGCUUUGGUUUAUCUUUCCAGCUUAAGGGUCUAAGACCCCCAGUGUUGUUGGGAACGGUCCCAGUGAUUUGUGAGUUUAUUUCUAUGACCGGGCUUACUAACAGAUACCACCUAUACCAGGAGAAGAGUGCACGAUUAGGAAUAGGUUUGUAUGUAUGAGUGGAUGUGCAGGUCGACAUGUAAUGAUUUGUGUCUAGUCUGCAACAGCAGUCUGCAGUCAGGGAGCUUUGGGGCGUAAGAGGUGAGGUAGCAAAGUCACGUCAUCUAACCUCUGUCCUGGUCACGUGGCUAUAUAGUACGCACUAAUGAAGUUCAUUCCUCCUAAGAGUACAGUUUCCAUGUCGUCAACAUUUUAUCCAAAAAUGACCUGUCCGUGAUUUGGCAGGCUACUAGAUACCACUUGGUGUCUUGUGUUGUGUAACCACAAGGAACUGGUCUGAGAAUGUGUGUUUGAGUGCAGUGUGUCACGUGUGUGUGUGGGUGUGCAUAUGCAGAUCGUAGCCCGUGAGCGUCGGUCCUCCUAGAGGUCUCUCGAUAGAAAAUCACUUUCUAGUCCUCCUGUUGCAGUCCCGUCUUCUCCAGCUCAUUGCUCGGCUCUGGCACUCUCCUGCAGUGGCUGGCAUGUAUUCACGUGGCUCUCUGGCUGACCUUUACCACAGAGGGAGUGACGAAAAGGAUCUAGAAUGUCCCCGACCACCGUGGCUUGUUCCACCUGGUCCUGCGGAAGUCCUUGAUCACGAUCCACUCUCCGGGCUUCAGAUCAUGCAGCGGGCCCAUGGCUGGAGCUGGAAGCGCUGCUUUUACCUGCUUGUGGAUAGAGCGUGGAUCCGAGGACAGGGUUGCACAGUAAUUUAACAUUGCAUCAUCACAUGCUGCAGCGUCGGGAAGAGACGCUGUCACAGGUCCAAUUCCUGUGUGUGGAGGUCUCCCAGACAGUAUCCCAAAGGGGCUUUGCCCAUCCUAAGCCUGUUUCCAAACAGCAUUUGCUUAAUCUGUUUUUUUUUUAGUGUCCCAUUUUCUCUCUCUACCACUCCACCACUAGCUGGAUGAUAUGCAUAGUGUUGCUUUAAGUCAAUACCCAAAUAUUCACCCACCUACUUAAGUGCAUGGCUCACAAAAGAUGUGCCAUUAUCACUGGAGAUUUUUUGUUGGAGUUCCCCAUCUAGGAAUUACUUCUCUAAGCAACACCUUUUGCUACCGCAUCCGAGUCCUGUUUGGACAUAGGGAUGCGGCCUUCUCUACCUUCAAACCUCAACCCACGUUAUGAGUUGCGUGUUGUGAGUUUGGAGGUGAGAACUACAGCUACUUUGACUGAUAAAAACCCCUCAAACUUUUGGAGUUUGCUCUGCACAAGAAGCGCACGCUUAUGUGAGCCAUGCCUUGCCAAAAAGCUUUCAGUGGAUCUACGAUCAAGAAUUGAACAUCAUGAUUUGGGCCUGCUUUGCUGCAUCAGGGCCUGGCCAGCUUGCAAUCACUGAGGGGAAGAUGAAAUCCCAAGUAUAUCGGACAAUUCUUCAGGAUAAUGUGAGAAUGUCUGUACAUCAGCUGAAACUGUGUAGAAGUUGGGUGAUGCAACAGGACGACGACCCAAAACACCGGAGCAAGUCCACAACAGAAUGGCUUCAGAAAAACAAAAUCCACCUUUUGGAGUGGCCAAGUCAGAGCCCAAACCUCAACCCAACAGAGAUGCUAUGGAAUGACUUGAAGAGAGCCAUACACAUGAGACGUCCAAAGAAUAUGACGGAGCUAAAGCAGUUCUGCCAGGAAGAAUAGGCUAAAAUUCCUCCUGAACGAUGUGCAGGUCUGAUCCACAGCUACAGGAAGUGCCUGGUUGAGGUUAUUGCUGCCAAGGGCGGGUCAACCAGUUAUUAAUUCUAAGGGUCCACUUACUUUUUCCACUGCCAUUUUGAAUGUUGAAUGAGUGUGUUCAAUAAAGACAUGAGGGAUCAGAAUUUAUUUUGUGUCUUUAUUUUAGGCACAUUAUAUUUGUCAAUACCCUUGACUUAAAUGAAAAUCAGAUCACAUUUUAUGACAAAUUUACUCAGAAAACCAUGAAAUUCCAAAAGGUUCACAUACUUUUUCUUGCCACUGUAUAUCUUAGUUUUGAAGCUGUGAUUUAAGAAACACCAAUAUCUCUGCCAUCGCAGCGGCGAAGCUCCUGGAACUUCUUAUAAGAAAUCGCUCAAUGUAAUACACGCAUUUCUUAUAACAUUGACUCCCUUCCACACAGACAGCAAUACUCUAUGACUUCAUAAAAUUCUAAUUCUACUUCUAAAUUCUUGAUUCCUACCAGUCAGUGGUAAGGCUGCAUUGGUCUUUCGCUCUGCCCAAUAAACGGCAAACCGCCUGCGUGUCAACACUUCAAGACUUCAGGGUGAAACUCUUUUUUUGCUUGUCCAAAUUGUCGUGGAAAUUAGACAACACAUGCAGACACAUCCUCUGAAGGUGAAAGGUUUCUUGCUUCAUCCAAAACCAAGUACACCAUCUAAACAACAUGCCAUUCCAUUUUGGUGGGGGAUCCCUUUUGAGGCCUCAGAAGAGUCCAGCAGAGAUUGUGAAGAAUCUCAAGGAGAAUGUGGCCUGCUUAGAGAAGCUGGAAACAUCUGACAACAAGAAGAGUGAAAAGGUUGCUGAGGAAGCUUCAAAGAAUCUAGCUUUGUUGAAAGAGGUGUUGUCUGGUACUGGAGACAAGGAGCCUCAAACAGAAGCAGUGGCCCAACUGGCACAGGAGCUUUACAAUACCAACCUCUUCAUCGCCCUCAUAGCCAACCUGCAGAGGAUCGACUUUGAGGGAAAGAAGGAUGUGGUUCAUCUGUUCAGCAACCUAGUGCGGCGUCAGAUUGGCACCCGCACACCCACUGUCGAGUACAUUUCCUCCCACUCUCAGAUCCUCUUCAUGCUGCUGAAAGGCUAUGAGAGUCCAGAAGUGGCUUUGAACUGCGGCAUGAUGUUGAGAGAGUGUCUCCGUCAUGAGCCCUUGGCCCGCAUUGUUCUCUUCUCUGAGGACUUUUAUCGUUUCUUCCACUAUGUGGAACUCUCCACUUUCGAUAUUGCCUCAGAUGCCUUUGUUUCAUUUAAGGAUCUUCUAACAAGACACAAAAUAAUGUGUGCGGAUUUCUUGGAGACGAAUUAUGACCGAGUAUUUACAGAGUACGAAAAGCUGCUGCAUUCUGAAAAUUACGUCACCAAACGGCAGUCUGUAAAGCUGUUGGGAGAGCUCCUGCUGGACAGACACAACUUCACAGUCAUGACCAAAUACAUCAGUCGAGCCGAGAACCUGAAACUCAUGAUGAACAUUUUGAGAGACAACAGCCGCAACAUCCAAUUUGAAGCUUUUCAUGUCUUUAAGGUGUUUGUGGCAAACCCGAAUAAGACACAACCUGUUUUGGACAUCCUGUUGAAGAACCAGUCCAAACUGGUGGACUUCCUGAGCCAAUUCCAAACAGACCGCUCGGAGGACGAGCAGUUCUGCGAUGAAAAGAACUAUCUCGUCAAGCAGAUACGAGAUCUCAAGAGGCCUGCACCACCGGAGCAAGCAUAAAGGACAAAAGAACAGGACUGUACAGUUGGGAUGGUGACCUGUUUUGUGCAGUUGAGGAAAUAACAAAGAAAGAAUGACAAACAUGCCUCUCUCUCAGAUCCCCUUUUGUUUGCAGCUGACCUCCAAAAUGUGCAACAAAAAUUGUUGUAGUAAUAUGUGCGAGCUCAGUAACCCUAACCCCCCCCCCCCCCCCCCCCCCCCCGCUUAGGAACAAGUAUGAAUUUGCUGUGUGAAAAGCAAGAGGGACCCAAGCACUCUGUUUAUACUCCAAAGCUUUUCCCACGUUUGGGAAACAUUAUUUGAUUAUUUUGAGCCGAUUUUCUGACAUAAGUCUCUCUGCAGCUCCUGACUGUGAAGUUUAUUUUAUCUAUGGUAUAAAAGCAGUUUAAAUAAUUACUCCAAGCCUUUCCAUGGCAGUUAAUGUUCCUUUUUUUUCUUUAUAAUGAAGCAGGAAGUGAAGUGCUUAAGGAGUAACAUCAUUUCACAUAGUCAUUUCUACUACAUUAUAAAAAGUCUUAGGUAAGCUCUUAAAGCUGUUUUAGGGUUGCAGUAAAAGCAAAUGGUAACAAAGCAUUUAAAGCAAAGGUGUAUAUCACAUAUGUCAUGAAUUUAGAACAUAAGGCACUUAAAAAAAAUGUAUGCCAGCCUUAUCAUAAUAAUUAAAUCAGUUUCCCUUCUCCCGAAAGAUUUUUAAAAUUUGUCUUUUCAAAGGUGAAUUUCCAGCAAAGUUGCCUAUAAUUGAGAACUUGCAGACUUUAUAGGUUCACUGUCUCAUUCCUGACCAUAUGCUUAUUUUCCUGAGUGGUACAUUAUUUAAAGUGCAUUGAUUGGUUAAUACUCUCAAAUAGCUUUAUACUAUUAUUCUGAUUUAGUUUGGUCAGCAUGUUAUUUUAACUCGAUGUGAGGCUAUUUAUGAUCUAGAUUUAAAAAAUGGGUAUUGUUAAAUUUAUUAGCUGUGAAACUAAUUCUAGGUAUGCAUAUUUCACUGAUUACACACAUAACAUGGAACGUUUAACCUCUUCACGUACACUGUAAAAUUGUAAGAAUGAUGAUUACAGAUCCAUGUCUGAUGCUUCUUAAGUGCUGCGUUUUGAAUUUCAGCUUAUGCACAUGAACUUAGAGACCACUGAAGCCUUUAACAGAUGCCUCCAACAUACAUGCAUGCACACACACACACAAAACCCCACAUUUAACACCAUUUUCAUACCAUUAUCUGUACUGUCAACCUUGAAUGAGUCAAAACUGUGGUAAUGUGUUGUAUCUUAAGAUUGUAUUUUUAGGUUCAGAUCUGUUUUGCACUUACACCUUGGUUAUUGGAAGGCCUUUUUGAAUAGAAAUGCAAAACAGGAUUCUACUGAAAGCCUUCAUUGAAUUGGUGAGUUUAUUGUAAAUUCCACCUUGUAUUCAAUGUACUCUGUUUGCACAAAUUCUUCUCUUAUAUACCUCAUAGGUUUUGAGUUGCUUAAGUGCUGUGUCCUUUCCCCCUCUUGACCAGUUUCAUGUUAAAUUUCUAUGAUGUUAGUGUCAUAACAUCAUAAUUUUUUUGCCCAUCAGUUGCUAAAUAGUAUCUACAAGGGGGAAAACAUUAACUGUGACAUGUGCUGGCAUGGUAUGGUACUUUUGAAUGUGAGUGUGCUGAUGAUAUUUUUCUCAGUGUAUGUGGAUGUUUUAGUUCUGUGAGGAUUAUAGAGUAAAAAUCCCUUUUAAUAUAGCAUGAUUGUGCCAAGACAAGCAGAUGUGAACAGCAAGCAGAGUGCAGGGUUUAAUAAGAUCAUUAGAAGUACAUUUUUGCCUUUUGUCUUUUACAAAUGAAGUGUGACUGAACCUCCAUCACACCAAGAUGUCUUUCUGUACUCUCAGUACAAGCUUAUAUUAGUUUGUCCUAUAAAGUUUAAACCUGUAUAAUAGUCAAAUUCAGGAGCAGUGGGUCAAAAAUGUUCAGCUAAAUAGUUUAUAUUGUGUGCUGGAGUUUUGGACAGGAUGCAAAUGCCAACCUUUGUCACCCAGUUUUAAUAACUGAUAUGUAUCUGUUGAUGAAAGUGAUUGAGAAUGACAAUGUCCAUUGCUUACUAAAUUAUUGUUUGGGGUUUCUGGCUUCAAGAUUGGGCAUAAAUAUAUGUUUUACUCUA